AUGGAGCUGCGAUGCUCCACUGAGCCCUCUGUUGCCCUGAGGGAGGUGAGCUCCAUGUGGUCUGAUCCCUACUGUACCUGGGCUGAGCCACUGCUGAGGCACCACAGGCACCAGGGUGAAUAGAAUGCACCCCAGAAGGCCAGCAUAUAUAACCCUAGGGGCCAACAUCUGUACUGUAGUUUACCUGCCACAAUAUAAUGUAUAUUCUCAGGUCAGCUGAUGGUCACUUAGCACCAGUCCUGGAGAGCUCUGAGGCACGGCAGAUGCUAUCGUCCCAGUGGAGGGAGAUGGUGUAGUUAUGGGUCAGCUAGCAGCCACAGCUGAGAACUCUGACCAGAGAGGGAAUCCUUCUGGAAACAUUCAUGGGCUGGUUGAGGAAACAGUGUGAGCAUAAUCAGCCUUCCAAUACAACACUACAGGGGAACAUUCAUAACAGGGGUUGUUUUGUAGACUCAAAGGCAGUAGUGAGAAUUCCUCCUAGGACUUGGCAAGCAGAACUGAGAUGAUUCAGUUUCUUUCUGUAAGUGUUGGCAAAAUGCUGCCUCAUACAGAUGUUGGAUCUUAAUUUGAUCACCCUGUUGCAGCAUAACUUUCCUGCAAUCAGGAAAUUUAAAACUUGUAGUGUAUUUGAGGUUUAAAAGGCUUCUGAAGUUUGUAAUUUCCACUUUGACGUUUUGUACUUGAUUUUCCCUUUUAAAAAAUGUAUCAACCCCUACAAAAAUGUCCAUGAAUUAUAAUCCACAUAAUAAUUCACAUUUUCUUUUGCUGAAGGAUUAUUUUCCUGCUGUAGCAAACUGGCUCAAAUUAAGAUCCUACAUCUGUAGAAUCAUAGUGGUGGCGCGUGGCCUGCACCCCGUGCCUGCGGUCAUGGCUUGAUGAGCCUAAUGAACCCAUACAAUGGCGGAAUGCAAAGGGAAAAUUGGAUUUUCACUUGAGCACACAGAAUAGUUUGAUUUGAUAAUUUAGGCACUAAACACAACUCUCAAGUUACACUCUGACUUGCAAAUUAUUCUUGCAUCAAAUGUGGUUAUUUUAUGUGGCAUGAUUUCAUGUGGUUAUUAUAAGAAUGUAAAAUGUUAUGAACAGAUGUUCAAAGCUGCUUGUACAGAGUUCAAUGCAUGUGCAUUUGAUUCUGUAAGGUUCUUUGUACAUUACAUUUUAACAUAAAUUAAAUAUAUAGCGUUUAUUUCAGACAAUAAUUUAUUUACCACAGGCUAGCUUACCAACAGUUAUAUUCAGUAGUACAGUGAUUGCAGGAGUUCUGAAUAAUUCUUGGCUUUUUCUGUUACGUCUCAGGCCACAAGAUGGCAUCAUUUAUUGCACGAUGAAGCAUGUGCAUUGGAGCUGAUAUGCAAACCCUACCCUACUUUUAUAAUAAUAACAAGCCAUUUAGCAGACGCUUUUAUCCAAAGCGACUUACAGUCAUGUGUGCAUACAUUUUUACGUAUGGGUGGUCCCGGGGAUCGAACCCACUACCCUGGCGUUACAAGCGCCAUGCUCUACCAAUUGAGCUACAGAGGACCACUUUUAACACCUCUAUCAUUAAUCGAUAGUGACGAAAUGAUCAGUUAUACUGUGAUUCUGAAUCAAUAUAAUUUAGAAUAUUUUCUUCAAAAGUAGAAUGAAUCAUGAUCAAUCAAUUAAUCUAACAAUCUUUACUUGAAUCAUCAUUAGGAACUUAGAAACAACUUGAUCACCUUGAUGGAGUUGGAUUUUAAGUAUCUAAUGAGCCCAAAUGUAACAAGGUGAACUUUUAAAGAUACAACAAUAUCCAGCAACGCAUAAAAUGGUAUCAGUAAAAGGUCUGCAUCUCUUUAGUCAUUGUUUAAGUGUCACUAAUAUGCAAAAUAAAUACUUUAAACUAUCCCUGUGUUAUAACUGUGGCAUUCCCAUAUAUCCUUAUGGUUUGUGUGAGGUUUGGAAAUAACAUAUAAUAGACUUGCCAUGAAUUAUACCAUGGAGUGUUGCUGAAGUCAUAGUCCACUUACAUUAUUAUCACACUUCUUCAUCAUCAUCAUGAAUCAGCGCAGUAUUGAAUCAUCUACUCAUCAUCUAUUUAUGUCUGUGCGUCUAAGCUCUGUAUUCAAAACUAGAAUGCAUAGUGGAAUAUUUUGUCAACUUCACAAUAGCCUACAGUACAAAUUGAGAUAAAAAAAAGUAUGUGCAGACUAUGUGCAAUCCAUAUCUCAAGCACACCCCUAAAGAGUGAAUAUGGGCGACUGAUACAAAAAAAGGGCUCUGGGCAGUGGGCACGUCAUGAGUAGGCAGGUUACUAUACCACCAACUUCGUUUCGCAUGCCUUCUCAUCGAACAGCUACAGUUUCUGCCAACGCCUCUUGAAAUGAUCGACGCUUCCCCCAUCCAUUUCCAUUGCUCACAGCGCAUCCUCUACCAAUAACCGCGGUCGGAGGCGCAGCCUCUCGUUGUGGGAGGUUCAUUGCAUGGUCCUCGGCCCUGAAUGGGAGUGGAGAGGGAUGCAGGAGGAUUCGUAAACUCCACAGGACCCGUGGAAAAUGUUGAAUUAGCCCCUAUCUGCGAACUGGGGUUGUAUUCGUAGUGGUUCAAUCACAGCCCAGUGAAUGAAAGACAGAGAUUGACGCUUGACGCACCGUAUCACUUUGGAGUAGAUUUGGUUCUUGGUCGUUGGAAGAUUCUGUGCUGGGCUCCAGACUGUUGAGGAGCGUGUCGUUCAGGUGACACAGACACUUAACUUUACGGACUGUGUAUCAUUUAUCUGCUAUGCAAUUGGGAGCAAGUGGAUGUACAUGGGAUCCAUAAAAUGACGAGCAGGUGGAUGUAUUUAACUGUCAAGCAAGAUUUACGCGCAUUUAUAGAGAUUGAGAAAAUAACCCUGAAUUAAAUCUCAGCAGUAAUUCGUGCACGGUAUGCAUGUGUGCCUUGUUGAUCGGACUGAGUUGGGUAGACAUAAUCAUGGACUGUCAUCAGGCGAAGAAUAUGCCAAUGCAUUGUAGGUUCCACAAUCGUAACGAUUGGAAUUGACAUAGCCAGUCUGUAGACGGGCCGGGGGAAGUAUGGAGAGACAGGUCUAGAUUCACUCAUUCGGAUUCACCCGUUGAGAGCACACUUUGGAAACUAAAGUGUUUUCCUUGGAAACUUUUAUGCAGGAGUCCGACACACUCAAAGAUGUCAGCCUGAGCAAACCGUUGUAAACGCCACUAUAAAAUUACAUGAAAUAUAGGUAGGCCUAUAUAAGUAAAUCAUAUGGGGGUCCCUCAUGGAAAUAGACUACACUAAUAAUAAUCAUAAUUUAAAAAAAGCUUUUAGCGGUGUCUCCCAUAUGGGGAAGUGACCUCUAUCGCAAGUGAUGACAUGUUUUUCAAGAAGUGCGAGGCAGAGGCGGUUGAGAAUGAAAGAACAGUAUUUUUGCAUGAGUUCUCCGGGAUAUGUUGAUGUAAAAGUAGGCUACCACAUUCUAGGUAAGGAAAAAGGUUACUUUGCAUCGGAUGGCUUCCAACGCCUCUCCAACUUCGUUGGCUCUUAUCCACACGAAUAAUGAAUUUUGUUAAUUAAGUGUCCCAAAAGCUAUUCGGAUCAUUUAGGAUGCUGUAUUUACGUCGUGUUUAUCAACUGUUCAUCCGGGUGAGAGGGCAUCAAUCAACGCCAGAAGUUUCAAAAACCGAAAGUAGGCUACCACAGGUGUUCAUUACAAAAAGGUAGGACACAUGUUUUCCCAGAUACAUGACUUAAUUCACUAAACGUUUGUUUUUUCUUGAAUGGAAUUGGUGAUGAGUGAUCUAUAUUAAUUCAUUAUUACUUUUGUCGAAUUGCUUUGGCGUUAACCUUGGCUCCAGGCUAAUUGCGGAUGGGCAGGACAUUGCCUGUGAACGAGAUUACUUUGGUGUUGAGCAAUUGAUUCAAAUCAGAAAGAUGAAUAUUGAUUGGUUUCAAAACAUGCUGCAAAACAAGCAGCAAACACUGUCAGUGAUACCAAUGCAUCUCUCUGCAUGUAUAUUGUCCAGCUGUAGUGUGAUUAUCAGGCACUCUGUUCUAUCUUGUGCACAUAGUGACUCAGACCAGCAGCAUGCUUACCUGUGGAUAAGAGUGAUCCCUGUGGGUUGAGUGUGGACCCCCACGUCCUCCCUGCUCCUUCUCCUGCCUCGGUUCCCGUCACCUUCAGCCCUACUGUCCACAUGCAGGCCAAGAAGAGGUACCUGCUCGUGUCUCUAGGGGCCUGUCUUCUUCUGGUUGCCUACCUGUGGGGACUGCAGAUCGGGGAGUUCCAAAACCACAACCAGCAACUCUACAGAGUCGCCCAGAGCCCCGGCCUCGGCCUGCCCAGACAGCGUUGGCCUGAGUGGACCCACCCGCUUAACACCUACCUGGAGGACGGAGAGCAGGAGGAGGACAGCCCUCUCCUCCACCACCAGCACACCUCUCCCCGGGAGAGACGGGAGGUCCGCAACAACAUCUACAAGAGCAGGAGGUGCCGCAUGGACACAUGCUUCGACUUCAGCCGCUGCCAGAGGGGGUUCAAGGUGUACGUCUACCCCCUGCUGAAGGGGGAGAAGGUGUCUGAGAGCUACCAGAAGAUCCUGACAGCUGUCGAGGAUUCCCGGUUCCACACCACAGACGUCAACGAGGCCUGUCUGUUUGUGCUGGGCAUUGACACUCUGGACCGGGACCAGCUGUCAAGCCAGUACAUUCACAAUGUCAAGGCUAAAAUACAGAGCCUCCCUACGUGGAACGACGGGAGGAACCACCUCAUAUUCAACCUUUACUCUGGCACCUGGCCAGCUUACACAGAGGAGCUGGGCUUUGAUAUUGGCCAGGCCAUUUUGGCCAAAGCCAGCAUUGAUAUGGAUAACUUUAGGCCACACUUUGAUGUGUCCAUUCCUUUGUUUUCAAAAGACCAUUCUCAAAAAGGAGGGGACAAGGGUUAUUUGACACUCAACAAUGUCCCUCCAUCAAGGAAAUAUUUACUGGUUUUCAAAGGGAAGAGGUAUCUGACUGGUAUCGGUUCAGAAACCAGGAACGCUUUAUAUCACAUUCACAAUGGGGAAGAUAUCAUUCUUUUGACCACCUGCAAGCAUGGGAAGGACUGGGAAAAGCAUAAGGAUGCAAGAUGCGACAGGGACAAUGAAGAAUACUCAAAGUAAGUUCCCCUCUUAUGUCCUUUCGCUGGUUCAGGGCGGGGCUAAUUACUAAAAGUGAGUCACAUAUUUCACAAUGGUAUGUUUUUCACUCUACAGCACAGGAUGUACAGACAGUCUGACACAACAUAUCAAGGGGGUAAUCCCUAUUUGAGGAAGACACUCCUAGCACUGUGACUAUCAUCAUACUGCAGUUGCUCAUCCAUGUUAGUUGGAUAAUCCUAACAACGUUUGCAUCCAGUUUUACUUUCUUAUCUUGCUACAGUAUCUAUCUACCAAUAUUUUGGAGCAACGGGGAAAAAGCAGCUUUGGUGGUAUAGGUUGGCUGUGAUCUUUGCCUGGUUUUUAUAGAUGCUUUAGAAUACCCAUGAGAGUACUGCUAGUCUGCAAUAUAGUCGAACAUGUUCUUUAGUUCUGCAGCCUGAGUAAAAGCACAGAGACAAAACACUUGAGAGAUCUGUGUGCAAAGAAUCCCUUGCCACUGAGCAGCUCUGCAACAGCUGACAAAGAAAUACGUUUUUCAGCAGUUGAGCAAAAGGGUAUGGGCUUUCAGUGGAUUGCAAAUGUAUUGGCCUUGCUUGAAUCGGAGCAUAAAGAAGUUGUUACUCUUUUUAAAACACAUGUCUCAGUAAAGUUACUAAAGUAUUGGUGCCCAAACGAAAUGUACGUAAUCCAGUAAUCCCAUACAGAAACAUGUGACAGUUUUUAAAUUAGCCUCAUUUAACCUGGAACCACAUGGGAAGUAUCCUUACCUUCAGGCUCUGAUCAGACCCUACACCCAAACGAGGGCACUACAUUCAUCCACCUCUGGCCUGCUAGCCCCCCUACCUCUACGGAAGCACAGUUCCCGCUCAGCCCAGUCAAAGCUAUUCGCUGCUCUGGCACCCCAAUGGUGGAACAAGCUCCCCCACGACGUCAGGACAGCGGAGUCACUGACCACCUUCCGGAGACACUUGAAACCCUACCUCUUUAAGGAAUACCUGGAAUAGUAUAACAGUAAUCCUUCUACCCCCCCCCCCCCCCUCCUAAAUUGAAUGCACCAAUUUGUAAGUCGCGUCUGCUAAAUGACUUAAAUGUAAGUAUUGACUUCCGUUGUAUCGGACUCUCCUGAUUUGUUUUGUAUGGCUGGAUUUUCCCCCACUUCCCAUUGUUGCAGGAUGGGCAUGUUUGUGCAGUGAAGACCAUGUCAUCACUGGUAAUGCUCAGUCUUACUUACGUUUUCAACUUGCACUCCAGCCCUUAGUUAUUUCAGUGCCUGGCUCGACCUCAUUGGUUAUUAGUAUGAAUGAAUGUCCCACAGUUGUUUUUAGGAUGGUCAGAGAGUUGGAGUGUGGAACACAUCCUGUGAGAUCUUUUAAGGGUUCUUGUUACAGUUCUGGCUCUGUGCCAAAUCACAUCACAAACUGUUUGAUCAGACCAAUAAGAUCAACAUUUUAAAAAUGUCUUCAAGCUCACAUAGAGAAAGAUUUAACAGCACUGUUUGAAGAGAAACCAAUGAGGCCUACAGUAUAAUUCCAAAAGAUUGAUUACCAAAGAUAUCAAAUAACUCUCUCAGACAGUGACAGGAAAGUAAACAAUUUUGUACAUUAAUUCAGAUACAGUGUGGGCAAAACAAGGUCCACAACUGAAGAUACUCUCUGUGUGAAUAAAAUGGAAGGGGAUUUCAAAGCCUCAGUCAGAACAGUCAAUAAUUGGCCUUCAAUUGAAUUAAACUGGAGCUGAGGGAUUGAGGACGAUCACACCCCAUGCUGGACAGCCAUGGAUUGAAGUAAGAUUAUUUAACUGUACCGCAAUAACGUCCCCCAGAACCCAGCACAACAGAACCAUGUGUCUCAGUCACAUAACUGACGAUGACACGAUGUCCCUAUUUAACAUGGUAGACUUAUUUCAUUACUAAAAUGGUAUAGAAGAAGUCCUCAACGCCUGUGUGUCUCAGAAGACAGUCAGAUUUCUUUGUCUGGUCCUUGUUCUUUUCUACCUGAGGAGAGCGAGAUCCUGCUGAUGAGAUGUAUUGAUAGGCUGUAAAUUACAGUUUCUCACUGUUGGGUGCUUUCUGCAGAUCUAUCACCAGCCAUGAAAGUAACAAUCCUUUGACAGUGCUUUAAUUACAGACUACAUUUAACCUGUUGUUUCCCAGCCUCGCUGGCAGACAAAGAAUACAUUAUAUUUAAUUAGUGAAGAGCUAUAGACUAGUUCUUGCUUUUACUCUAACUACAUGUUACAUGAAAAACCUGUUGAAUGAAUUGUUAUAGAUUUUUCAAUGGUUUCCGACCGAUAUUACGCUUGACAUUUUAUUAAUUUAGCACACACUCUUAUUCAGAGCGAUUUACAGUUAGUGCAUUCAUCUAAGUUAGCUAUCAGCGUUUACCCCCCAAAAAAUAUACCACUCCAUUAUUGGUUAUGACCAGUCAUGCCUUGCUUCUUUAUAAAUGCAUUGAUAUCCGGGUUACUUGCCAGACUUUCUGACAAUAAGGUCUACACUGGGGUAUGCAUAUGAUCUAAAACAUUUUGUAUGGGAGCUUCCUCAAUCCUGCACAUCCACGUACGAAAUUAGACAAAUGGACCAAACACCUCAAAGGUAGUUAGAAGGUGAUUGUCAAUCACUCAAUCAUCUAUCUCAGUUGAUAAUGUCAGCAGGAAGAAAAAGCUGGGAAUUGAUUAAUACUUGCUCAACAAAAACCAAUGAGAGCAUGAAAAGAACUGGAUUGUUCUGUGCUGUAAAAUUGGUAAAUGCGUUUGAAUUUUCUUUCAAGUGAAUGUAUUGCCGUCUUGACUAACUGGAAUUGAAAGGGUUCAUUUGUGAGGUUGUAACUUUGACAUUGGUAAUAUGGAGCAGCAGUUGUGCACCGGUGCAGUUAAUUCCAGCCAGGCAACGCAGGUACGGUUUUGGACAUUAUUUUGUUUGUAUCUUGCAUAUGUCUAGAAACCCUGCCAACAUUCAAACAAUGCAGCGGCAUCUGCUGACACAGAGACAUAGAUUUGGUGGGUAAACAAUGUCAUAUGUUUGCUCUUGAAGAUUUUCAUUUUCUUCUGCCGUAUUAAGUGUUGUUGCACUUGCAAUCCUAGUUGCCUGACUUGGUCGUAUCUGAUACCUCGCUUGGACUCCAAAUAAGUAAUAGAGGAAUGGGACUUGACUCAAUCACAGGUUCUUGUUUUUUCUCCCUUUUUCCUAUCUGGACUUGUGCAUCAUAGAAACCAAGCGCCAGGCAUCAAAUGAAAUGUGCCAAAGGUGUGGGUCACUCAUGAUUGAUACCAUCCAUCUUCACGGGGUGGGGGGGGGGUUGGCGCAAAAAAGCCAUAAAACACUGGCUAGUGGCAGUAUCGGUUGUGAUAUGAAUAAAUGUUUUCCUGAGAUAUCUUGACACGCCUGAAAGAAAAGAGUUCUGGUAUUGGACUUAUUUUUCUUCUUGUAUGGCUGUGGAUUGGAUAAUUGCUUUUAUUUAUAGACUUGAUUAUAUACAUUUAGGUUGUGAUUGGAAAUUACAUUGGCAAAUUUCUACAAUUAGAGAUGGCAACACUAACACUUAAUUCCAUAUGUUUUGUGUAAUUAAAUGCAAACAAAUAACAUGUUGUAAAGUCAUUCCAAUUCUUACUUAUGGCAGUCUGAAGCACUAUCCCCUUAACAUUUGUCAAACCAUGACGUUGAUAAAAUGCACUAACAAUAGUGUAAUUUUAGAGCCAUUUUCUAGAUGUUUACAAAAGCAAACAAGCUAUGUACUUUGAUCCUAAACUACUUCAUCAUGGCACACAAAUUAGCUCCCACAAUUAGUGCAUGUAUGCUUUCAUGUCUAAAUAAAGUGGAUCUAAAUUAAGAGGCAAAGCAUCAUACUCACUGUAGUUAAGGUGAUCUGAUUACAUUUGAGUAUCUCUGAGAGCUGUUGACCUGUGUGUGGUGUGCUCGUUCUUGCUCGGUGCGUGUGUGUGAGCAACAGAUUCACCCAUGGUGGCCCUCCGCCCAUUCUAGCUCCUCUCAGCAUCUUACCUUGGAAGAGGUGAAAUCUAUACAGAAUCACCACACUCACUAAAACAACCCUUGUGUCAAGGGCGGUUAUAAGUUAUACUUAUGCAUCCCUUCAUGGGUAUUGUGAUUUGUAAGUCGGAUACCCUCUCGCAUUACCGGCUCUUCAAAUGCCUUUUUUCUCUGCCGAUAGGCAACGUGCAUGUAAUGGACAUUAAGAACGGUUAUUGCUGUAUUUUCAUUUUGUCCUUAAUCUCUUUCUUUUUUUUUCUUCUUUAAAAAAAAAACUGACAAUCAGAUCUAAUGUACUAAACAGACUGGGCUCAUAUGCCUUAUUUUGGUUAUCGGACAUGUCUUUGCUUUCUUGUGCGUGUGGGAUGGUAGCCUGUAGUGUUUUCAAUGGUCUGAUGGUGAAGAGGAGGAUAAUGAUUGUUGAUGUUGUUAUUAUUAUUAUAUUAUCAUUCAUAUAAUUCAUUUAGAUGUUAUGAUUAUAAUGAAUAAUGUUAUUAUAGCUAUUAAUAGUAUUGUGUUUUAUUAUUAUUAUUAACAUUAUCCAGGUAGUCAUACCUUCAUACCAACUUUGUGCCAUACCGGGAUAGUUGGUAAUUCUGGCACUGAACACAAGGGGUGCUGUUUUCAAACCCCACUGAUACUCUGCAAUCCGAAGGUUAGCAAUGCUAACAAGUACAUGUAAAACCCAUAGAGAAUGCUAACUAAAUGCUAACGAGCGCAUUGCGAACAUUUUGUACAGUUUCUGACCUAAACUAUGCAAGUAACAAAAAAAUGCUAUUCACAGUUUGCUGCACACACAAAACAAAUAUUAGCCAGCAUGGCUCUUGAUCCAGGAGGGGAUUCUCUGCUGUUACCAAGCGAUUGCUUGAUUUUGGAAGAAACUACCACUAGAUAGCUAACUAGCUACUAAAUUUGCAAACUAAAUGCACAGCUGCAGAGCAUUUAGCACAUUUUAGACCGUUAACUUUACCCUUUGAGGCUUACGAUCACAUAUUUGUGAUCAUUGUUGAAUGGUCCCUGCAGCGUACCAUUGCAAAUAUGUGAUUGGAACAGUAGCAACAGAACGUACAGUUAUGAUGCAACAAACGUGUCUAAACAGCAUUGUUGUCUGAAAAGCAUCUAAACAAUGUUUUGUACUGAUGGGAAAUAAAGGUCUUCACAACUUUAUUCCUUAAUUUCACCUUUUAUUGUAAAAGAUAAAUGCGAACUUCAUCAUCCAAGCAUCACACAGAACACAUCCACAGCCAAACUCAUUCCAUAAACCAGUCUAAAUAACAGGUUGUGCUGACAAAAAAUAAAACAUAAGUUAGUGACCUAACAGCUAGACUUAUUUACAAUGUUCCACAUCUCGGGGGAGAUGCGUGUCAGCUCAGUUAACAGCAGCUACAUUCUUUAUGAUGGGAGCCAUGUUUGUUUGUUUGUUUGACAAGUGAAAACACCCUAAUCCCAGAAUGCCAUUCACUAUAAGACACAAAUAAUCAAAGUCUGAAAAAAUAUGAACUUAGUUUGGCCACUUUUCAGCAUAUUACAAAUCUUUGAUGUACUUUGUUACAGGGUAUACAUGAACCGGCGCACAUGACUUGACAAGUCGUUCACAGUUUGACAAAUGCCAAAGCAAAUAAAAUGUUAUCACCUCACAGACCAAAUACAAGCCUACUGCCUAGCCUAACAUUAGCGCGAAAGCUAAAAAUGGUUGCCAGUUUAGGAUGAAAUCAUUUGAGGGGGUUUGUGGGGGGGGGGGGGGGGGGGGGGGGGGUUCAAGUCCAUGGGGGGGGGGGAGAAAUGGGGGAAGGUAUCAAGGGGGGAUAUGAUGCAGUAAAUAUUACUAUGGUUGGGGAUUUAUCAAUAAAUGCGGGGCAAACACAGAAGUUUAUAAGCAUAAAGGGGGUCUAAGCUGGCAACCCUGAGGUACCAUAGUUACAACCUGAUGCCGCGUUCAAAACAACUGGGAACUCGGAAAUCUCAGACUUCCCACUUCAGUCCGUUCAAGACAACUGGGAACUUUGGAACAUUUUGAACGGUCAUCCAACUCAGAAUUGUAACUCGGGAACUCAGGCUUCAUUCUAGAGCUCCGACCUGAAGAUCACUGACGUCAUGAUUUGACACCGUAUUUUUCUGAGUUCCCAGUUGUCUUGAGAGCACCAUAAGUCAGUAGAGUGAACCAUCCCUUCACCUCGUUUUGUUAUAACAUCUUUAGUCUAACAGACGCUUACGUGACAACCAGAAUGCAUUGUAUGAUGUCAACCGACAUGGCGCCACACAUAGCUUACCAUUAGCUCAUCAUAAUCAGUACAACCUUCAAAAAAGUAUUUUACACACAUCAUGUGUCCAUUACAAUCUAUGCAAGAAUCGGAAUGCAUGAUUUGUCACCAGUACUUGAAUAAAACAGUAAAUACAUUAUGCUCCAUACAUACAGUACCAGUCAAAAGUUUGGACACACCUACUCAUUGAAGGAUUUUUCUUUAUUUUUGCUAUUUUCUACAUUGUAGAAUAAUAGUGAAGACAUAAACUAUGAAAUAACGCAUUGAAUCAGGUUUUCAUGGUACGGUCCGUAUUGCUUUCUGGGCUUUUUUCAGCGGUUGAAGGUGAGCUUAGGACGCAAAAUGGGGGGUCAUGGGUAAGGAGGUGGUCUUUCUGGCAGUGGUGUAAAGUACUUAAGUAAAAAUACUUUAAAGUACUACUUAAAUCAUUUUUUUUGGGGGGGGGGUGUAUCUGUACUUUACUUUACUCUUUAUAUUUUUGUCGACUUUUACUUUUACUCCUCUACAUUCCUAAAGAAAAUAAUGUACUCUUUACUCCAUACAUUUUCCCUGACACCCAAAAGUGCUCCGUUACAUUUUUAAUGCUUAGCAGGACAGAAAUGGUCCAAUUCACACACUUAUCAAGAGAACAUCCCUGGUCAUCCCUGAUGCCUCUGAUCUGGCAGACUCUCUAAACACAUGCUUUGUUUGUAAAUUAUGUGAGUGUUGGUGUGUGCCCCUGGCUAUCCAUAAAUUAGAAAAACAAGAAAAUCGUGCCGUCUGGUUUGCUUAAUAUAAGGAAUUUGGAAUGAUUUACUUUUACUUUUGAUACUUAAGUAUAUUUUAGCAAUUACAUUUACUUUUGAUACUUAAGUAUAUUUAAAACCAAAUACUUUUACUAAGACUUUUACUCACUUUUACUUGAGUCAUUUUUUAUUAAGGUAUCUUUACGUUUACUCAAGUAUGACAAUUGGGUACUUUUUCUACCACUGCCUAUUGGUAUGGGGGGAGGUUUUAACGGGUGGGAUAUUGGAGGACAAUUGGUCAGUUGUAGCUACAGUGUGCUUAGCAGUGCAUAUAUCAUUGUACAGCUAUAUGGAUACUUGAUCAUCGUGGUACUUUUCAAUAGUAAGUUUACAAGCACAUAUUAUGCUAAGUAUAAUUGAAAUUUGUAUCUGAUGGUAAGUGGUGAAAUAAGUAUGGCUAGUUAUAAUUGUAAUGGUUUAGCAGAUCAUAAAAAAAUACGAUUAAUCUUUACCUGGCUAAAAGAGAAAGAAUCUAAUAUUUACUGUUUACAGGAAGCUCACUCUACAACUACAGAUGAGGCUUUAUGGAUAAAAGACUGGGAGGGAGAAAUGUAUUUCUGUCAUGGGCAAAGACAUUCUAAAGGGGUGAUGAUAUUCAUUAACAACAAUUUUGAUCAGAAUGUGCAAACUGUCUAAACCGAUCCGCAAGGAAGGUGGAUCCUUUUAAAUAUGCUAUUGGACUAUAAACAGUUUUGGCUCAUACGGUCCAAAUAAUGAUCAUCCACACUUCUUUGAAUAUAUUUAUAACAAUUUAUUGAGCUCACAAGCAAUAUACGAUCCUAUUAGUAUGGUGGGAGAUUAUAACACGGUUAUAAGUACUUCAAUGGACCGUAAAGGAAAUCACACUACAAACUAUCAAACUAUUACCCUCAUGCACUUAAGGAGAUCACAACUAUGAUGAACACAUUAGAACUAGUGGAUAUAUGGAGGCUUAAAUACCCUGACUUAGUGAGAUGUACAUGGAGGAAGCUUAAUCAAGCUAUUUGUCUUGACUACUUUCUUGUGUCCUCCUCAUUGCACCAAAAGUUUUAAAGUAUUGGUAGGAGACAGAAUGCGAUCGGACCACCACCUAAUAAUUGGCAUCCACAUAACUCUCUUUUAGAGAUUUCACUGGACAUUUUAUCAAAGCCUUCUGGAUGACAAUCUGUUCCUAUCCAAGACAAAAUCAUUUAUAACUGAUUUGUUUUCUGCAUAACAUAGGUACUACAGAUCUCCUUAUUGUAUGGGACACUUUCAAGUGCGCCCUCAGAGGCUAUGCUAUUCAAUUUUCAUCAUUAUAACAAAAACAAUUGCGGUCCAAAGAGAUGAGACUUACAAAGGAAAUAGAGUUACUAACAGUGCAGCUAGAUAGCACAAAAAACUGUACCAUUGAGACACGGAAUAAAUUAGAAGAAAAAUAAAUAUGGAACUUAUUCAAGAAUGAUCAAGUGUAGAAUAUUACAAACAUAAAGCAAACUGUAUGGAACAUUUUGAAAAAUGCAACAAUGUAUUUAUAUCUUCAACAUAGAAAUGCUACAAAAAGAAUGUACAGAAAAUCGUUACAAAUGGAGUCAUCCAUGACUAACCGAUUAUGAUAUUUUUUUGUUCUCUUUUCAGUUUCCUCCAUCUCCACUGAAUGAAGUUAAGGAAUUUUCUACUAACAAUAGUGUAAAAUUAACAAUUGUAUUGAAAGACUUGUGUGAAGGCCAAAUUACAGAGGAGGAACUUAUUGAUGCUAGUGUUGCGCGGUAUACCGAAACUUCUGUUAUUUUUCGAUAAAUAAAAUAAUGGUUCAGUAUUAUCAUUUUUGUUACGUUCGGUACUUCUGUCAAUUGGGUCUCACGUGAUUGAGAGGAUCUGUCUAUCAGCGCCAUGAGCUAGAAUUGUCUGGGCUUCAAUAGCUCCUCAGUCCCCACCCAUGCUGCACAGAAGUUAACACACUUGAAUACUGCAACACGCCAUGUAGAAAUGUUGAAACUGUUCUUUACUGUUCGCAAAACUAUGUCCAUACAGGCUUGACAUUUUUUACAAUGCAAGAUGAUACCGGUAGCUUUCAGCUUUAAUUGUAGGCUAACUUUUCUUGCUAGUUUACAGCUGAAUUCAAUACCCUAGUACUGUUUGAUAACAUGCUAACCAUAAUGAAAAAUAUGCUGAUUUCAAAGCUGAUUGUCACCGAAAAUGUCACGUAGUCUCCCUCGCCACCAAAAACUAAUUCACUUUCUUGUCUUCCUUUGCCUCCUGGCUGCUUUCCACUAGAUUCCAUUCCAUUGCCAUAAAAUCCGAUUCCAGAGCCACAUUCUGCCUUGCGAAUAACAUAAUGCAUUUCUUAGAGACAGUGCACACUUUUAUAAAAGAAGAGAUUGCUUCUUCUAUGCAACUGUUUUUAAUCAGUACAUUAAAAUGAUAUGUUCUCUUAGCAGUUGCCAAUAAAAUAAGUCCUAAAUGGAAGUGAUUGUUUGUCAUCUGUAGCCCCAUGAAAUGAGCUAAAACAAGCUCAAUAACUCAUGCAUGCACACACUCCUAUUGAAUAAUAUGCAUUCACCUGUAUUGUGAAUAGACCUAGGCUACAUCUUGAUUUACCCAGCUUAUAAAUAGAGAUUAACCAUUCAAAUUAAUGAUUACCAUUAAGUUGUUUUGUAGUUAGAUUGGUAAAAACAAAGUCAAAUUGAUUGUGUGAUUGUAUAAUUGAUUCAAUGAAUGCUUACAUGGCUGCCAAUUUUUUUUUAACCUAAUAUUUUUCAAAUGUAAUACUCUUGAACAGAGCAGUAGCUGAGUUGAUCUGUCUGAAUCAAGUGCCAUUCUGUGUCUUUGGCUAAUAUGCCUUUCUUUGUGGUAUCAAGUACCGUGAUGGUAUCGCGUAUUGUGAUACUAAACCUGGGAUUGGUAUCGAAGUAAAAAUUCUGGUAUCGUGACAACAGUAGUUGAUGCUAUUAAAUCUUUUCAGUCUGGGAAAGCUCCAGGGCUAGAUGGAAUACCAGUAGAGUUAUACCAAGCCCUUUUCGAUGUACUCAAGAUCCACUUCUAGCAUGUUUUAACUACUCCUAUGAAAAUGGUAAACUAUCAGAUAUUCUGCAAGAUGGUCUGAUUUCACUAUUACUGAAACAGGUGGUAAGUAUAAAGAUCCAGUCCAUAAAACAAAUUGGAGACCCCUUACACUUCAAUGUUGUGAUGCAAAAAUCCUGGCAAAAUGCAUAGCGCAUAGAAUUAAAUAGGUGUUGUCGGAUAUUAUUCAUCCGGAUCAGACACUUUUUUACAUGGACGAUACAUUGGUGAUAAUAUAAGAAAAGUACUUGAAACAAUAGAACACUAUUAAACAUCGAAGAAACCAGGUCUGUUCUUAAUAGCAGAUUUUGAGAAGGCCUUUGAUAAAGUAUGACUGGAAUUUAUAUAUACUGUAAAUGCCUGGACUAUUUUAGUUUAGGAGAAUCCCUUAUAUAAUUGGUUAAAGUUAUGUAUAGCAACCCCCAUCGGGUUCUUGGUCACCUCUCUGACCAAGGCCCUUCUCCCCCGAUUGCUCAGUUUGCGGCCAAAGAAUGAUGGAGGCCACUGUGUGAAGCCAGCUGGCAAUGGCUUCCUAGAUCCAAGAUGGUUCCCUUUGGUAUCAAUAAGACUGUGGACAAGAUCAAACUGAUGGAGGGCUGCUCCUCUGGCAUCCGUAAAGCUGUGCAGACCGCCUUCCGUCGCGCUGUGAGCCACCUGAGCCAGGUCAAGGACAAGCCUAGCAGCGAGCCCCCCGUGUAGCUCAGUUGGUAGAGCAUGGCGUUUGCAACGCCAGGGUUGUGGGUUCCAUUCCCACGGGGGGCCAGUAUGAAAAAUGUAUGCACUCACUAACUGUAAGUCGCUCUGGAUAAGAGCGUCUGCUAAAUGACAAAAAUUUAAAAUGUGUUGUUGGGGACCUUCAAUGCUGCGGAUCUGUGCCUCGACACAAUCCUGUCUCGGAGCACUCCGGACAAUUCCUUCGACCUCAUGGCUUGGUUUUUGCUCUGACAUGCACUGUCAACUGUGGGACCUUAUAUAGACAGGUGUGUGCCUUUCCAAAUCAUGUCCAAUCAAUUGAAUUUAGUUGUAGAAACAUCUCAAGGAUGAUCAAUGGAAACAGGAUGCACCUGAGCUCAAUUUCAAGUCUCAUAGCAAAGGGUCUGAAUACUUAUCUAAAUAAGGUAUUUCAGUUUUUUUUUUUUUUGACAUUUGCAAAAAUAUCUAAACCUGUUUUUGCUUCAUCAUUAUGGAGUAUUGUGUGUAGAUUGCUGAGAAAAAAAAUAUAUUUAAUCCAUUUUAGAAUAAGGCUGUAGCGUAACAAUGUGGGAAAAAGUCAAGGGGUCUGAAUACUUUCCGAAGGCACUGUGUAUGGGGAAUACAACCAUCUCAGCUCUGCAGAUUUUCCUGCGAAGAGACAGAAUCAUUAGAUCAGUUAUUUUGGUAUUGCCCCCUAUGUAGCUUGUUUCUGGUCACAGGUUCAGGAAUGGCAAAAAAAAUCACAACAUUUACCUAAAACUAACCCUACAAAUGGCACUGCUGGGAGAUUUGGAAAGCCAUAAUCAAUCAACAAUAUAAUAAUACUCUUAUUAAAAAUAUUCAUAUUUAACUUACCAUCUGUAUACUAUGCGAUUUAGAAAGGUUCAGAAUUCAUGUGAAACAGCACAGUAGAAAAAUAUAUGGGUUUACGGAGAGGUGGUAUGGGCUGAGAGUAGCUGAGGGGUGCGUUUAAAAAAACAAUGAUUUAUAAUAGUUAUGACUUAAAACACUUUUUGUGUUUAAGUACAAUCUAUCCAGAUGUAAUGUACACUGAGUAUACCAAACAUUAGGAAGACCUUCCUAAUAUUGAGUUGCACCGCCCCCCCCCCCCUGCCCUCACAACAGCCUCAGUUCAUCAAAUCAAAUCAAAUCAAUUUUUAUUGGCCACAUGUGCCGAAUACAACAGGUGCAGACAUUACAGUGAAAUAAUAAUAAUAAUAAUAAUAUAAUUAAUAAUAAUAAUAAUAAUAAUAAUAAUAUGCCAUUUAGCAGACGCUUUUAUCCAAAGCGACUUACAGUCGUGCGUGCAUACAUUUUUGUGUAUGGGUGGUCCCGGGGAUCGAACCCACUACCUUGGCGUUACAAGCGCCGUGCUCUACCAGCUGAGCUACAGAGGACCACCCAUACAUAAUGCUUACUUACAGCCCUUAACCAACAGUGCAUUUAUUUUUUAUUAAAAAAUAAAAUAAAACAACAACAAAAAAGUGUUGAGAGAAAAAAGAGCAGAAGUAAAAUAAAAUAAUAGUAGGGAGGCUAUAUAUACAGGGGGGUACCGGUGCAGAGUCAAUGUGCGGGGGCACCGGCUAGUUGAGGUAGUUGAAGUAAUAUGUACAUCUGGGUAGAGUUAAAGUGACUAUGCAUAAAUAAUUAACAGAGUAGCAGCAGCGUAAAAAGAUGGGGUGAUUAGCUGUUCAGGAGUCUUAUGGCUUGGGGGUAGAAGCUGUUGAGAAGUCUUUUGGACCUAGACUUGGCACUCCGGUACCGCUUGCCGUGCGGUAGCAGAGAGAACAGUCUAUGACUAGGGUGGCUGGAGUCUUUGACAAUUUUGAGGGCCUUCCUCUGACACCGCCUGGUAUAGAGGUCCUGGAUGGCAGGAAGCUUGUCCCCAGUGAUGUACUGGGCCGUACGCAGUACCCUCUGUAGUGCCUUGCGGUCGGAGGCCAAGCAGUUGCCAUACCAGGCGGUGAUGCAACCAGUCAGGAUGCUCUCGAUGGUGCAGCUGUAGAAUUUUUUGAGGAUCUGAGGACCCAUGGCAAAUCUUUUCAGUCUCCUGAGGGGGAAUAGGCUUUGUCGUGCCCUCUUUACGACUGUCUUGGUGUGUUUGGACCAUGAUAGUUCGUUGGUGAUGUGGACACCAAGGAACUUGAAGCUCUCAACCUGUUCCACUACAGCCCCGUCGAUGAGAAUGGGGGCAUGCUCAGUCCUCUUUUUUUUUCCUGUAGUCCACAAUCAUCUCCUUUGUCUUGGUCACGUUGAGGGAGAGGUUGUUAUCCUGGCACCACACGGCCAGGUCUCUGACCUCCUCCCUAUAGGCUGUCUCAUCGUUGUCGGUGAUCAGGCCUACCACUGUUGUGUCGUCUGCAAACUUAAUGAUGGUGUUGGAGUCGUGCCUGGCCAUGCAGUCAUGGGUGAACAGGGAGUACAGGAGGGGACUGAGCACGCACCCCUGAGGGGCCCCCGUGUUGAGGAUCAGUGUGGCUGAUGUGUUGUUACCUACCCUUACCACCUGGGGGCGGCCCAUCAGGAAGUCCAGGAUCCAGUUGCAGAGGGAGGUGUUUAGUCCCAGGAUCCUUAGCUUAGUGAUGAGCUUUGAGGGCACUAUGGUGUUGAAUGCUGAGCUGUAGUCAAUGAAUAGCAUUCUCACGUAGGUGUUCCUCUUGUCCAGGUGGGAAAGGGCAGUGUGGAGUGCAGUAGAGAUUGCAUCAUCUGUGGAUCUGUUGGAGCGGUAUGCAAAUUGGAGUGGGUCUAGGGUUUCUGGGAUAAUGGUGUUGAUGUGAGCCAUGACCAGCCUUUCAAAGCACUUCAUGGCUACAGACGUCAGUGCUACGGGUCGGUAGUCAUUUAGGCAGGUUAUCUUAGUGUCCUUGGGCACGGGGACUAUGGUGGUCUGCUUGAAACAUGUUGGUAUUACAGACUCAGUCAGGGACAUGUUGAAAAUGUCAGUGAAGACACUUGCCAGUUGGUCAGCACAUGCUCGGAGUACACGUCCUGGUAAUCCGUCUGGCCCUGCGGCCUUGUGAAUGUUGACCUGCUUAAAAGUCUUACUCACAUCGGCUACGGAGAGCGUGAUCACAUAGUCAUCAGUCAACAGCUGGUGCUCUCAUGCAUGCUUCAGUGUUGCUUGCCUCGAAGCGAGCAUAGAAGUGGUUUAGCUCGUCUGGUAGGCUUGUGUCACUGGGAAGCUCGCGGCUGUGCUUCCCUUUGUAGUCUGUAAUAUUUUUCAAGCCCUGCCACAUCCGACGAGCGUCAGAGCCGGUGUAGUACGAUUCAAUCUUAGUCCUGUAUUGACUCUUUGCCUGUUUGAAUGUUUGUCGGAGGGCAUAGCGGGAUUUCUUAUAAGCGUCCGGGUUAGAGUCAAUAAUCCCGCUCCUUGAAAGCGGCAGCUCUACCCUUUAGCUCAGUGCGGAUGUUUCCUGUAAUCCAUGGCUUCUGGUUGGGGUAUGUACGUAUGGUCACUGUGGGGACGACAUCAUCGAUGCACUUAUUGAUGAAGCCAGUGAGUGAUGUGGUGUACUCCUCAAUGCUUUCUGAAGAAUCCCGGAACAUGUUCCAGUCUGUGCUAGCAAAACAGUCCUGUAGCUUAGCAUCUGCGUCAUCUGACCACUUUUUUAUUAACCGAGUCACUGGUGCUUCCUGCUUUAGUUUUUGCUUAUAAGCAGGAAUCAGGAGGAUAGAGUUAUGGUCAGAUUUGCCAAAUGGAGGGCGAGGGAGAGCUUUGUAUGCGUCUCUCUAUGUGGAGUAAAGGUGGUCUAGAGUUUUUUUUCCUCUGGUUGCACAUUUAACAUGCUGGUAGAAAUUAGGUAGAACGGAUUUAAGUUUCCCUGCAUUAAAGUCCCCGGCCACUAGGAGCGCUGCCUCUGGAUGAGCGUUUUCCUGUUGACUUAUGGCCUUAUACAGCUCAUUCAGUGCAAUCUUAAUGCCAGCAUUGGUUUGUGGUGGUAAAUAGACAGCUAUGAAAAAUAUAGAUGAAAACUCUCUUGGUAAAUAGUGUGGUCUACAUCUUAUCAUAAGAUGCAAAACCUUGUGCACCAGCUGUUGUUUACAAAUAUACACAGACCGCCACCCCUUGUCUUACCGGAGUCAGACGUUCUAUCCUGCCGAUGUAGCGUAUAGCCCGCUAGCUGUAUGUUAUCCAUGUCGUCGCCACGACUCGGUGAAACAUAAGAUAUUACAGUUUUUAAUGUCCCGUUGGUAGGAUAACCGUAAUCUUAGGUCAUCCAAUUUAUUUUCCAAUGAUUGAAGAUUGGCUAAUAGGAUUGAUGGGAGCGGCAGUUUACUCGCUCGCCGUCGGAUCCUUACAAGGCACCCCAACCUACGUCCACGAUAUCUCCGUCUCUUCCUCAUGCGAAUGACGGGGAUUUGGGCCUUGUCGGGUGUCUGUAGGAUAUCCUUCGCAGCCGCCUCGUUGAAGAAAAAUUAUUCAUCCAAUACGAGGUGAGUAAUCGCUGUCCUGAUAUCCAGAAGCUCUUUUUGGUUAUAACAGACGAUGGCAGAAACAUUAUGUACAAAAUAAAUUACAAAAUAGUCGGAAAAACACACAUAAUAGUACAAUUGGUUAAAGGGCUGUACUACAUCGGGACAUGGACUACAAGAUGUCGACAGGGAUGCUGGCCCACGUUGUCUCUAAUGCGUCCCACAGUUGUGUCAAGUUGGCUGGAUGUCCUUUGGGUGGUGGACCAUUCUUGAUACACACAGGAAACAUUUGAGCGUGAAAAACCCAGCAGCAUUGCAAUUCUUGACACAAACCAGUGCGCCUGGCACUUGCUACCAUACCCCAUUCAAAAGCACUUAAAUCUUUUGUCUUGCCUAUUCACCCGCUGAAUGGCACACAUACACACUCCAUGUCUCAAUUGUCUCAAGGCUUAAAAAUCAUUCUACACCGAUUUGAAGUGGAUUUAACAAGUGACCUCAACAAGGGAUCAUAGCUUUCACCUGGAUUCACCUGGUCAGUGUGUCAUGGAAAGAGCAGGUGUCCUUUAAUGUUUUGUAUACUCAGUGUAUAUCAAAUACCUAUAUUUUUGCAAUGUAACUACUAUGUAAAAAAAAGUGCCUUGUGUGUAGAAUGUACAUGUAAUAUAAAAUAAAAAUAUGUAAAAACAAAGUUAUUUUUGUCCUCCAAAGAGGGGAAAAAAAUUAUACGAAGAAUUGAGCGUGUCCUGCCCUGAAGUGUUGUACUUGGCAAACCUGCAGAAGUGGAAUUCCCUGUGUGUGUCGUCGUGGUAAUUAUUCUAAUCAAAGGAGAGACUUUUAGAUUUCUUCAAAAUCAUCAAGCUUUAUUCAUAAUUACUGCAGUAAUGGAGCGUUAACGGUCACCCAAUGGUGUAGAGUUAAGGCCCAAAUAAGCAGGGUUAGGUUACAACUCUUUAUAGUCUUUCUGAGUCCUCGUGACAAAGAACAGAUAUGUGAAAUUAUACAAAGGUGUGUGUGUGUGUGUGUGUGUGUAUAUGUAUGUAUGUAUGUAUGUAUGUGUGUGUGUGUGUGUGUGUGUGUAUAUAUAUAUAUAUAUAUAUAUAUAUAUAUAUAUAUAUAUAUAUAUAUAUAUAUAUAUAUAUAUAUAUAUAUAUAUAUAUAUAUAUAUAUAUAUAUAUAUAUAUUAGUCACGAACGUUGAGAGACGGGUCAGACCAAGGUGCAGCGUGAAAAGCGUACAUUUACAUUUAAGUCAUUUAGCAGACGCUCUUAUCCAGAGCGACUUACAGUUAGUGAGUGCAUACAUUAUUUUAUUUUUUUGUUUUGUUUUAUUUUAUACCCCCCGUGGGAAACGAACCCACAACCCUGGCGUUGCAAACGCCAUGCGCUACAAACUGAGCUACAUCCCCUGCCGGCCAUUCCCUCCCCUACCCUAGACGACGCUGGGCCAAUUGUGCGCCGCCCCAUGGGUCUCCCGGUCGCGGCCGGCUACGACAGAGCCUGGAUUCGAACCAGGCUAGGCCGCUCCAGGACCUUGAGAUGCUUCUUACGGAGCCACUCCUUAGUUGCCCUGGCUGUGUGUUUCGGGUCGUUGUCAUGCUGGAAGACCCAUCCACGACCCAUCUUCAAUGCUCUUACUGAGGGAAGGAGGUUGUUGGCCAAGAUCUCACGAUACAUGGCCCCAUCCAUCCUCCCCUCAAUACGGUGCAGUCGUCCUGUCCCCUUUGCAGAAAAGCAUCCCCAAAGAAUGAUGUUUCCACCUCCAUGCUUCAUGGUUGGGAUGGUGUUCUUGGGGUUAUACUCGUCCUUCUUCUUCCUCCAAACACGGCGAGUGGAGUUUAGACCAAAAAGCUCUAUUUUUGUCUCAUCAGACCACAUGACCUUCUACCAUUCCUCCUCUGGAUCAUCCAGAUGGUCAUUGGCAAACUUCAGACAGGCCUGGACAUGUGUGGACAGGUGUCUUUUAUACAGGUAACGAGUUCAAACAGGUGCAGUUAAUACAGGUAAUGAGUGGAGAAUUAAUUACUUAAAAAUCAUACAAUGUGAUUUUCCGGAUUUUUGUUUUAGAUUCCGUCUCUCACAGUUGAAGUGUACCUAUGAUAAAAAUUACAGACCUCUACAUGCUUUGUAAGUAGGAAAACCUGCAAAAUCGGCAGUGUAUCAAAUACUCCCCACUGUGUGUGUGUGUGUGUAUGUAUGUGUAUACAGUGGGGGAAAAAAGUAUUUAGUCAGCCACCAAUUGUGCAAGUUCUCCCACUUAAUAAGAUGAGAGGCCUGUAAUUUUCAUCAUAGGUACACGUCAACUAUGACAGACAAAUUGAGAAAAAAUUAUCCAGAAAAUCACAUUGGAGGAUUUUUAAUGAAUUUAUUUGCAAAUUAUGGUGGAAAAUAAGUAUUUGGUCACCUACAAACAAGCAAGAUUUCUGGCUCUCACAGACCUGUAACAUAUUCUUUAAGAGGCUCCUCUGUCCUCCACUCGUUACCUGUAUUAAUGGCACCUGUUUGAACUUGUUAUCAGUAUAAAGGACACCUGUCCACAACCUCAAACAGUCACACUCCAAACUCCACUAUGGCCAAGACCAAAGAGCUAUCAAAGGACACCAGAAACAAAAUUGUAGACCUGCACCAGGCUGGGAAGACUGAAUCUGCAAUAGGUAAGCAGCUUGGUUUGAAGAAAUCAACUGUGGGAGCAAUUAUUAGGAAAUGGAAGACAUACAAGACCACUGAUAAUCUCCCUUGAUCUGGGGCUCCACGCAAGAUCUCACCCUGUGGGGUCAAAAUGAUCACAAGAACGGUGAGCAAAAAUCCCAGAACCACACGGGGGGACCUAGUGAAUGACCUGCAGAGAGCUGGGACCAAAGUAACAAAGCCUACCAUCAGUAACACACUACGCCGCCAGGGACUCAAAUCCUGCAGUGCCAGACGUGUCCCCCUGCUUAAGCCAGUACAUGUCCAGGCCCGUCUGAAGUUUGCUAGAGUGCAUUUGGAUGAUCCAGAAGAGGGUUGGGAGAAUGUCAUAUGGUCAGAUGAAACCAAAAUAUAACUUUUUGGUAAAAACUCAACUCGUCGUGUUUGGAGGACAAAGAAUGCUGAGUUGCAUCCAAAGAACACCAUACCUACUGUGAAGCAUGGGGAUGGAAACAUCAUGCUUUGGGGCUGUUUUUCUGCAAAGGGACCAGGACGACUGAUCCGUGUAAAGGAAAGAAUGAAUGGGGCCAUGUAUCGUGAGAUUUUGAGUGAAAACCUCCUUCCAUCAGCAAGGGCAUUGAAGAUGAAACGUGGCUGGGUCUUUCAGCAUGACAAUAAUCCUAAACACACCGCCCGGGCAACGAAGGAGUGGCUUCGUAAGAAGCAUUUCAAGGUCCUGGAGUGGCCUAGCCAGUCUCCAGAUCUCAACCCCAUAGAAAAUCUUUGGAGGGAGUCCGUGUUGCCCAGCGACAGCCCCAAAACAUCACUGCUCUAGAGGAGAUCUGCAUGGAGGAAUGGGCCAAAAUACCAGCAACAGUGUGUGAAAACCUUGUGAAGACUUACAGAAAACGUUUGACCUGUGUCAUUGCCAACAAAGGGUAUAUAACAAAGUAUUGAGAAACUUUUGUUAUUGACCAAAUACUUAUUUUCCACCAUAAUUUGCAAAUAAAUUCAUUAAAAAUCCUACAAUGUGAUUUUCUGGAAAAAAAUCUCAUUUUGUCUGUCAUAGUUGACGUGUACCUAUGAUGAAAAUUACAGGCUUCUCUCAUUGUCACGAUCGUCGGGAACAGAGGACCAAGGCGCAGCGUGGAAGGUGAACAGACUUUUUAUUUAAUGAUACACUAACAAAAACAACAAAACGAUAACGUGACGUCCUUGGCUCAAACACAACCUAAUUGGAACAAGAUCCCACAAACACUGUGGGAAAACUGGCUGCUUAAGUAUGGUUCCCAAUCAGAGACAACAAGCAACAGCUGAUACACGUUGCCUCUGAUUGAGAACCACACUGGCCAACAUAGAAAUACUAAACUAGAACGAAAACAAAUGAAAACUCACACCCUGGCUCAACAUACUAGAGUCCCCAGAGCCAGGGCGUGACAGUACCCCCCCCCCCAAAGGCGCGGACUCCGACCGCGCCAACCAAACACCACAGGGGAGGGACCGGGUGGGCACUCCGCCUUGGCGGCGGAUCCGGCUCCGGGCAUGAUCCCCACUCCAUCUCUAACCCCCCAAAGUACCCCUGGUCCGGUCUGGCCCUGCUGACCGGAGCUGGACUGCACACUGGUGGAGCGGAUUGCUCUAGCUCCGGCGUGAAGCAGCUGACCCGUGCUGAACCAGGCACCGGUGGAACAGGCACAGGCUGUGCCGGACUGACGACGCACACCACUGGCUGGGUGUGGGGAGCAGGAACGGGCCGAGCCGGGCUGACGAAACGCACCCCUGACUUGGUGCGGGGAGUAGGAGCGGGCCGGACAGGGCUGACGAAGCGCACCACUGACUUGGUGCGGGGAGCAGGAACGGGCCGGACCGGGCUGACGAAGCGCACCACUGACUUGGUGCGGGGAGCAGGAACGGGCCGGACCGGGCUGACGAAGCGCACCACUGACUUGGUGCGGGGAGCAGGAGCGGGCCGGACCGGGCUGACGAAGCGCACCACUGACUUGGUGCGGGGAGCAGGAACGGGCCGGACCGGGCUGGCGAAGCGCACCACAGGCUCGAUGCGGGGAGCAGGAACAGGCCGGACCGGGCUGGCGACGCGCACCACAGGCUUGAUGCGAGGGACAGGAACAGGCCGGACCGUACUGGGGACACACACCACUGGCCCUACGCGGGGAUCAGGAACGGGCCGGACCGGACUGGUAACACACCCCAGUACCUCUCGCCUUGCCUCUACACUUUCCUUCCCCUUUGUGACCAGUGGCCCCCUUAACCUGGCGGCCUCCUCUGCCAACCCGCUGGACCGCUCUAUCGCGGCCUCCUGCUGCCCCGUCGUCCACGGCGUGAGCCCCCCCCUAAAAAUUUUCUGGGUGUCUCUCCUCCCCAUGGACCAGGCCUCCCUAGUUCUCGCCAGACUCUCACCCCACUGCUCCAAAGUCCAACCUCUCUGCUCUUCACUUGGCUUGGCCCAGUCGAGACUCUUAAUCCACUGCUCCAUAGUCCAACCUCUCUGCUCUUCACUUGGCUUGGCCCAGUCGAGACUCCUGCUCAACUGAUCCCAGGUCCAUCCUCUCUCCUCUUCACGCUGCUUGGUCCUGUCUUGGUGGGAUCUUCUGUCACGAUCGUCGGGAACAGAGGACCAAGUCGCAGCGUGGAAGGUGAACAUACUUUUUAUUUAAUGAUACACGAACAAAAACGAUAAUGUGACGUCCUUGGCUCAAACACAACCUAAUUGGAACAAGAUCCCACGAACACCGUGGGAAAACUGGCUGCUUAAGUAUGGUUCCCAAUCAGAGACAACAAGCAACAGUUGAUACACGUUGCCUCUGAUUGAGAACCACACUGGCCAACAUAGAAAUACUAAACUAGAACGAAAACAAAUGAAAACUCACACCCUGGCUCAACAUACUAGAGUCCCCAGAGCCAGGGCGUGACACUCAUCUUUUUAAGUCGGAGAACUUGCACAAUUGGUGGCUGACUAAAUACUUUUUUCCCCCACUGUAUGUAUGUAUGUAUGUAUGCAUGUAUGCAUGUAUGCAUGCAUAAAUCCAGUGUUCGUUAAUAACCUGGAGGCUUUUUAUACAUGGUUUAAAAUAUAAACAUACAGGUAACUGCCAAAAUAAUGGAAACCAUUGAGUAAACGAGGGAUACAAAGUAUAUUGAAAGCAGGUGCUUCCACACAGGUGUUGUUUUUGAGUUAAAUAACAAAUUAACAUCCCAUUAUGUUUAGGUUCGUGUAUAAAAAUGCUGGGCCACGAGUGGUUACUGAAUGGUUUGAUGAACAUGAAAAUUAUAUAAACCAUAUGCCAUGGCCUUCUCAGUAACCAGAUCUCAACCCAAUUGAACACUUCUGGGAGAUUCUGGAGCGGUGCCUUAGACAGCGUUUUCCAACACCAUCAACAAAACACCAAAUGAUGGAAUUUCUUGUGGAAGAACUUCUUCCAUUUAAGAAUGAUGGAGGCCAAGGUGCAUUGAAGCUGUUCUGGCUCGUGGUGGCCCAACGCUCUAAGAUACUUUAUGUUGGCGUUUAUUUUAUUUUGGCAGUUACAUUUAUAUCCGUGAAAAAAAGACGCUGAAUAAACAAAAUAAUAAAUGGUUGUCAUAAUAAAUCUGCAGUUUCCAAUUUUGGGAUGAUCUGAAAAUCCUGUGGCAAUGUAAGUUUUUCUUAAUUAAAAAGUGUUGGUCAUAAAGUGGGUCCAUAAAACGUCAAGCUGCUGUUAUGGAGGGAUUCACAAACCUCCAUUGUUCCGCUGAUGCUGUCGUGUUAGGGCGAUUGCUUUAUGGUUUCAAUAUAAGGGGAUGAGCCAUACUAAGACCAUAACUUUGUCUGAACGGAUUUAUUGCACAUUGACCGUAAUUAUAAACAUUUAAUAUUCUCAACUACCCUCGGAGUACUAUUAUCCAUUUUGCAGAGUCAUGUUUUUCAAUCCAUUUUGAAUGGAAUGCCUAAUCCCUAUUGUCCUCUCACAGUAUGCCUUGUAUGGGUAAUUUGAGAGCAGGAUUAUCUAAUAUCCAGUGGUAUAAACCAUUUCAGGAAAAUACCACUUACAGUGGGGAAAAAAAGUAUUUAGUCAGCCACCAAUUGUGCAAGUUCUCCCACUUAAAAAGAUGAGAGAGGCCUGUAAUUUUCAUCAUAGGUACACGUCAACUAUGACAGACAAAAUGAGAAAAAAUAAUCCAGAAAAUCACAUUGUAGGAUUUUUAAUGAAUUUAUUUGCAAAUUAUGGUGGAAAAUAAGUAUUUGGUCAAUAACAAAAGUUUCUCAAUACUUUGUUAUAUACCCUUUGUUGGCAAUGACACAGGUCAAACGUUUUCUAUAAGUCUUCACAAGGUUUUCACACACUGUUGCUGGCCCAAUUUUGGCCCAUUCCUCCAUGCAGAUCUCCUCUAGAGCAGUGAUGUUUUGGGGCUGUCGCUGGGCAACACCGACUUUCAACUCCCUCCAAAGAUUUUCUAUGGGGUUGAGAUCUGGAGACUGGCUAGGCCACUCCAGGACCUUGAAAUGCUUCUUACGAAGCCACUCCUUCGUUGCCCGGGCGGUGUGUUUGGGAUCAUUGUCAUGCUGAAAGACCCAGCCACGUUUCAUCUUCAAUGCCCUUGCUGAUGGAAGGAGGUUUUCACUUAAAAAUUCACGAUACAUGGCCCCAUUCAUUCUUUCCUUUACACGGAUCAGUCGUCCUGGUCCCUUUGCAGAAAAACAGCCCCAAAGCAUGAUGUUUCCACCCCCAUGCUUCACAGUAGGUAUGGUGUUCUUUGGAUGCAACUCAGAAUUCUUUGUCCUCCAAACACGACGAGUUGAGUUUUUACCAAAAAGUUCUAUUUUGGUUUCAUCUGACCAUAUGACAUUCUCCCAAUCCUCUUCUGGAUCAUCCAAAUGCACUCUAGCACACUUCAGACGGGCCUGGACAUGUACUGGCUAAAGCAGGGGGACACGUCUGGCGCAGCAGGAUUUGAGUCCCUGGCGGCGUAGUGUGUUACUGAUGGUAGGCUUUGUUACUUUGGUCCCAGCUCUCUGCAGGUCAUUCACUAGGUCCCCCCGUGUGGUUCUGGGAUUUUUUCUCACCGUUCUUGUGAUCAUUUUGACCCCACGGGGUGAGAUCUUGCGUGGAGCCUCAGAUCGAGGGAGAUUAUCAGUGGUCUUGUAUGUCUUCCAUUUCCUAAUAAUUGCUCCCACAGUUGAUUUCUUCAAACCAAGCUGCUUACCUAUUGCAGAUUCAGUCUUCCCAGCCUGUUGCAGGUCUACAAUUUUGUUUCUGGUGUCCUUUGACAGCUCUUUGGUCUUGGCCACAGUGGAGUUUGGAGUGUGACUGUUUGAGGUUGUGGACAGGUGUAUUUUAUACUGAUAACAAGUUCAAACAGGUGCCAUUAAUACAGGUAACGAGUGGAGGACAGAGGAGCCUCUUAAAGAAGAAGUUACAGGUCUGUGAGAGGCAGAAAUCUUGCUUGUUUGUAGGUGACCAAAUACUUAUUUUCUACCAUAAUUUGCAAAUAAAUUCAUAAAAAAUCCUACAAUGUGAUUUUCUGGAUUUUGUUUUCUAAAUGUGUCUGUCAUAGUUGACGUGUACCUAUGAUGAAAAUUACAGGCCUCUCUCAUCUUUUUAAGUGGGAGAACUUGCACAAUUGGUGGCUGACUAAAUACUUUUUUUCCCCACUGUAUUUCCUAAAGUCUCCAAAGCUAUAUCAUAGGAUAUAAGCACUAAUAUUGCCUGUAACUGCCUAUAAUCACACACUUUAUACGAUAGGUGAUGGUCUCUCAUACUUUAUGAGAGAUCAUCACCCAAUGACGUAUCCAUAUGUGAUGGUCUCUCAUAAAGUAUACACAGGACAGCCCUGCACAGCAGAGAGCAGGUUUGUGUGAACACUCUUUGAGUGUGUCGUCAGUGUAGAUUACCGCUCAUCCAUUUUCACCAGCGGCAAAUAGUGCUUAUCACAUAUUGACACAUUCAACAGCAGAGCAGAUAACUCUGUCCCCAGUCCCAGGGCUAUUUGUGCUUGCUGCCUUCCAAUGAACUACUACUCACAUUCACAACUCCAUAUUCCUAUUCCCAUUUAUUAGCAGCUCAGGCAAUCCAAUACUUAUCCCCAAUGGAGACGCAUGUGUCAUAAAAGCUCAUUUAUGCUUGAUCCGAAAUGUGGUCAGAGGCUCCAUAUGUAGGGCCUCCAGAGGCGUGCAGAGACCAAAUUGAGCUCUGUACCGCAUCACUGUGCGCCUCCCAAAUCUCUAUAUAGCUCCGCAUCGACAUGAUUGGUUGACGGUAGGUGGGGCGGGCAGGAGGUCCUGUAUAAACACAAACUCACUUCCUUCACUACAGCUCUGCUCAACAGCUCUGCGAAGCGCAAGAAGUAUGAAUGCCCUGACUCCUGCAGAGGCCUUAAAUGCUGCAUGGCCAAUGCAGACGUCGGAAUGACCAUGCAGCGCCUUUAAUGCCUCGAUCACACCUACAGUGUCAUUGCGCAAAAUGGUACGCAGCAUCAUCUGGAUAUGUGUUCAACAAAAGUUCAACAUUCACCUUCUGCUACCAUUUCUGUUAAACUGUCUACGCAUACAGUUUGAUGCAUACGUUUGAUAAAUCCAACGGAUGCACCACACAGAACCAACUGCCUCUGCAACUCAAUGCUGCAAGGCAAACGCAGUGUUCCAUUGGAAAUUAAUGUACUUCUGGUGUACCAAAAUGCAAUGACGCUGUCGGUGUGAUCGAGGCGUAAGAGACCACAUGAGAGGCACAAGUUAACAGACAAUGUUAAUGUCACCAGUGUAGCCUACUGUGUGCACAGGGUCACAGUGAUACUGUGGAGCAGUGGAUUUGUAGCAAAUGUGUAUCAGAUAGGGCUUUCAUCAUUGUGAUGGGAUGUGAAAAUGCCAUUGUUCAACCCACAGAUCUGACCUGCCUCCCCUCUUUGGGAUCAGGCACUAUUAAAGUGGCUCCCAGGGGGCAGCGAGGUGACGGACAUCCUUCACAGGAACUCAUCUUACCUCAUCCCACCUUCAACCACUGGAGGAGUAACGCUCUACUCCUAUCCCUCCAACCACUGA
Messenger RNA from Coregonus sp. 'balchen', 29908 nucleotides. The record is from the annotation of a GenBank genome assembly. NCBI's taxonomy places the organism in Eukaryota, Metazoa, Chordata, Actinopteri, Salmoniformes, Salmonidae.